AUGGGUAUGAGGGUGGCCUUAUUUUGGAACAGCCUCCAACACUACCAUUGUGUUGCAUUAUCUUGCCUGCAGAGGAACUUCAUGAGAUGCACAGAGGACAAUCCCAUCUUUGAAGGCAUCGACUGCGAAAUUUUCGAAUCUCGUUAUCCAACCACUAUGGCGCUCUCGGUACUCGUGACCAUCGAGAUGUGCAAUGCACUGAACAGCGUGUCUGAAAACCAGUCUCUGCUCCGGAUGCCUCCCUGGUUGAACAUCUGGCUGCUGGGGGCCAUCAUCAUGUCCAUGGCCCUUCACUUCCUGAUUCUCUAUGUGAAACCAUUGCCCCUGAUUUUCCAGGUGACGCCGCUUAGCUGGCCUCAGUGGGUGAUGGUGCUGAAAAUCUCCUUGCCCGUGAUCUUGCUGGAUGAAGGCCUAAAGUAUUUCUCCCGCAACCAUUUAGACAGCAAAGAGAACCAGAAAUGAACCCUCUACAAAGGGCGCUCCGUUUUCUCCGCGCAAGAACCAUAAACUCCGACUCGGGACGAAAGACUUUGCAUGCUUGAACAUCACCAGAAGCCACUCAAGGGAUAUGCAUGUUUUUUUUUAAAUUUGACGUCUCGGACUUCAUGCGGGUGAAAAUCGUCAACCGAAAAGAA
Pogona vitticeps (central bearded dragon) is the source of this 635-nucleotide messenger RNA. The record is from RefSeq and is a predicted model, not a curated record. Lineage: Eukaryota; Metazoa; Chordata; Lepidosauria; Squamata; Agamidae.